AUGAGGAUCGAUGGUCGGUUGCCAACAAAUCCUGGUAGGCAAGCCGUAGCACAGUCUCGACCAACGAUGUGCAUUGUCAAAAUGCUACGGUACAAUACAGCAUGUUAUUGUUACCCCCUAAGCCUAAUCGUGCAAUGUGACGCUGAGACAAGGCAAACCCCCCGACACUAUAAGCAACUCCAGCUCAUCAAAAUGCAAUCACUUUAG
Molecule: messenger RNA, 207 nt
Organism: Fusarium poae
Lineage: Eukaryota; Fungi; Ascomycota; Sordariomycetes; Hypocreales; Nectriaceae
Exons: 3
Coding region: 1-207 (68 amino acids)
Source: RefSeq, a predicted model, not a curated record